UGGCUUUUCCUGGCGCUGGUGGGUGCUCAGAAGCCUAACCUGGACGCCAUCCUGAACCGAAGGACGGAUGUCUACAUCGCCGGCUUCUUUCCCUUCGGCAAGGGCGUCGAAAACUCGCAUACUGGGCGAGGUGUGAUGCCGAGUGUGAAGCUGGCCUUAGACCACGUGAACGAACACGACAGUGUGCUGCGGAACUAUCGCCUGCAUAUGUGGUGGAAUGAUACCGAGUGCAACGCCGCGGUCGGAGUAAAGUCAUUCUUCGAUAUGAUGCACUCUGGCCCGCACAAGUUGAUGCUGUUCGGAGCCGCCUGUACCCACGUCACGGACCCCAUAGCUAAGGCGUCCAAGCAUUGGCACCUUACACAGCUUUCAUACGCAGAUACACACCCAAUGUUCACUCGAGAAGCUUUCCCCAACUUCUUCAGAAUCGUACCCUCAGAGAAUGCCUUCAAUAUGCCCCGUAUCAGACUCCUGCAGCACUUCAACUGGACUAGGGUCGGGACUAUCUACCAGAACGAACCGAGAUAUGCGCUGGCACACAACGACCUAAUCUCGGACCUGGACAACCACGAGAUCGAGAUUCUGGAGCAGCAGAGUUUCGCGUCCGAAGUCAAGUCAGCACUCGCCAAACUGAAGGAGAAGGAUAUUCGGAUCAUCCUGGGUAACUUUAACGAGACCUGGGCUAUGGAGAUAUUUUGUGAAGCUUACAAACUCGAGAUGUACGGGCGCGCAUAUACCUGGCUUCUGCUCGGUACCUACACCCCGAAAUGGUGGAAACGUCACUCACCUUGCUCCAAAAGAGACCUCACUACAGCCCUGGACACUGCUAUUCUCACGGAUCUGCUGCCGCUGUCCACUACUGGGCAGAUGACUGUCUCUGGCAUAAGCCCUAAAGAGUACCAAGUCGAAUACGAUAGGAGAAGAGGCGCUGAAUAUUCCAGAUUCCACGGGUACACUUACGAUGGAAUCUGGGCGAUGGCGUUGGCGAUACAGACAGUGGCACAGCGGGUGAAACUACGGUAUAAAGAGAAGACGGUCUUGGACUUCAGGUAUCGGGAUAAGGAGUGGGAACAGUUGUUCCUGGACGCCCUUAGCAACGUCACGUUUGAGGGAGUUACAGGCCCAGUCCGCUUCCACAACAACGAGCGGAAAGCCUCCAUCCUGCUGAAGCAGUUCCAAGGGGACGAGGUUGGAGAAGUGAAGGUCGGGGAAUAUUGCGCGGAGCGAGACCACCUGGACCUUACCAAUGGGCAAAUGUUCAAAUGGUUCGGGAAGAACCCUCCAAAAGACCGCACGCUACUUCUCAUCGAACAUACGCAAGUCAACAUCACCAUCUACUCAUUCCUGGUCUCCUGUUCUGUCAUCGGUAUUAUCCUGGCCAUCGGUUUCUUGGCCAUGAACAUACAUUACAGGAACCAGAGAUACAUCAAGAUGUCCUCACCUCACCUCAACAACCUCAUCAUCAUUGGCUGCAUGUUGACUUAUCUCAGCGUCAUCUUCCUCGGUCUCGACUCCAGCCUCAGCAGCAUAGCGGCGUUCCCCUACAUCUGCACGGCAAGGGCGUGGUUACUUAUGGCCGGCUUCAGUUUGGCCUUCGGUGCCAUGUUCUCGAAAACCUGGAGAGUGCACUCCAUCUUCACGGAUGUCAAGCUCAAUAAGAAGGUGAUCAAGGACUACCAGCUCUUCAUGGUUGUGGGCGUGCUUCUGUGCGUAGAUUUCGCCAUCAUGAUAACAUGGCAGGUCUCCGAUCCGUUCUACCGGGCUACCAAGCGGAUGGAUCCUGUGCCACACCCUACGAGUGAGGAUAUUGAGAUAGUGCAGGAGAAUGAAUAUUGCCAGUCGGAGCAGAUGAACAUCUUUAUUGGAGUCAUCUAUGCUUACAAGGGGCUUUUAUUGGUGUUCGGUGCUUUUCUGGCUUGGGAGACGCGGCACGUGUCCAUACCGGCGCUCAACGACUCCAAACACAUCGGCUUGUCCGUCUACAACGUGCUGAUCGUGUGCAUUACUGGAGCCCCCCUUGCAUUGGUUUUGGCAGACCACAAAGACGCUUUAUUCGUCCUAAUCGCUAUAUUUAUUAUCUUUUGUACAACGGCAACUCUAUGUCUCGUAUUUGUUCCUAAGCUAUUAGAGCUCCGGCGUAACGGGCAGCCGGGCACGGCGCAGUCCCGGAUCCGGGCCACGCUCCGGCCGGCGUCGACGCACGAGUGCCGGAGCCCGGGGCCGGAACUCGAGCGCAAGUUGAAGGAGCUCCGACAGUACAACAACCGGUAUAGGAGGACGCUGCAGGCUAAAGAGAACGAAUUACAGAUGCUACUUAGCAAGUUGGGCAGCGAUGCUGGCUCCGAAUCGUCCACAACCAAAGACUCAAGGUCACCCGCAGCAAUGACAACCAAACUGCCACUGCCUAAGGAAAAUAUUAGCCAUCCAGAAACUAGUGAUAUAACAUCGGUAUGCAGCCUCAGUGCAUCAGCAGGGGCAGAGGCAGAAUACAUCAAUCUACAGAAUCAAGUCAACGAAAAAACGAAACCAUCAGCCCCUCCAGAGCCCGUCAAAGAAAUCCUCAAAGAAACGCCUAAAGAGCCAAGGAAGGAGCAGACGAAGAACGUCUCAUUCAAGAACCAUUUAGACUACACCAGCCCACCGUCAUCCAAGGCUGUUCCGGAGAAGGACCAGCUCGCCAAGCUGCCUUAUGGGUGGUCGGCCGAGGUUCGAAUGGAGCCCUCCGAACCCGCCCCCAAGUCCUCACUCAAGCAAGAACCCGUGCGAGCUGAAGCCAAGACAGUCCCAGCUCUUAAACCAAGUGAUACGCCCACUGCCAAGUCCGUGCCUGCUAAGGUUCAGGAGCCUAUGUAUACUAAGGCUGCUACACCGAAGAUUAAUAAGACACCAGAACUUCAAAAGAAGCAAAUGAAAACCCCCGAGCCCAAGACGCCUCCCCGAGACAAGCCGCGAGGGCACAGACGCAUGUCCAGCGUGAGUGGAGCUCUCCUCACAGACCUGAUGCACGUGUCAGUGGACCAGGAUGAUCUGGAGCCCCCGCCUGGCAUGGAGAGGAAGGUUAUAGGGCAAGAAAGAGAUCCACCAGUGCCUCCUAAGCCUAAACAAGAACCUGAAGAUAUACUAGAUAUAGACGCAGAUUACUCCACAGCGGAAAGAAAGAAAGCUUGUCAAAGAAGAGACUCCGAAAGGAGAAAGAAAGAAUUCAUAGUGGUACAAAGCGACUUGUGGGACACGAACACGUUUCAAUACACGUGUCAAAAGUCACCACCAGGGAAGACUGAAACCGGCCACCAUCAUUCUCCGAUGCAGAGAAGUGUGUCAGAGAAAAGCCGGCAGCAGUCUUCGCCUCAUCAUCAUAGGGAGGUCGAUAGCAGAAGUUUAGAAAGAAGAGCUUCCAAUGCUUCCAUAAAUUAUGCAGGUACCACGAGAGGUAGUACACCUGAAGGCUAUCGGGAAGCGGAAACUCUCAGAAUGACUGACCGAUUAGCAAAGCGCCGAGGGUCAGAGUUCCCACAGCCAGUGAGUACACCCCCGCUUCAGACUCAAAGUAAACGAAGGCAAUCUUCAGCUCAAGUAAGAAGUUAUCAAGAAGAAAAGCAAGAUAGGCCAGAAAAAGAAACACAUCGAAGACACGACGACAUACCAAGAAAACCUCUCCCUGAACAACAGGAGAAUGACUGGAGACCAGAUCCGGACACGAUACGGGUUACAAAAUCUCAAGACUCGCCAGCGAAGAGGUUACGUCAUGAGGCUGAGCCGUUGAAACGGGCGAAGGGAGUUGGAGAUUCGCCUAGGUUGACGCAGGCUCAUGCGCCGAGGCCGGAUCAUCAUAAGAGCAGUCCUAACGUCGCGUCGAGGCAUAAAUCAGGUUCCCCUAACAAACGCGAAGACCGCAAAUCCGCAACGUACGGCCGCAGCGACUCUAAACGCCAGGACUCCGCCGACCAACGAAAGAUGUACACAGCAAGCUCAGAGUCCGAACUAUUCGAGUGCGCGAUCUUACCCAUCUUCCACAAACUACUCACGGAACGACAUAAAAGUCAACCACAUGGCCUCAAUCUCACCUACGGCGUCAGCUGCCCUAACAUCUCGAUAAAAUGCGACAUAGUUGAAUAUUUGUAAGUAGCUUUAGGUUUAAAACAGGAGCAAUACUUUACCUGCGUUAAACUCGAGAUUUCAAUGUUUACAAUUUUUAAAACUGUUUCAUAUCUCCAAUGUCAAUUGUAAUAGAGACAAGACUCAUCAUGAUUUCAUGACCUGGAUUCGUGGUCCAGGAGCAAGGUUGAUAAUUUUAAUUUAGGGUCCCCCCCACACUAGCGUCUCGCGAGCGGCGCGUCGGGCCAACUGUAUGGGCAAAGCCUGACGCCGCGUCGUCUUUUUCCAUACAGUUGGCCCGAGGCGACGCUAGAUGUGGGGGGACCCUUAUUCUGAUUCCGUUUAGAUUAGAAUAUAUAUGCAGACCUGUAACACCACACCAGACCCUUGUUGACACUGACAAUUUUGACAGUUCAAUAGUGUUGCCACAUUGACAAAGAUUAGUAGAAAUAGUAGAACAGGCGUAGGUAUUUUCUAAAUAUUUUAAGCCGUUGUAUAAAUAUCGUUUCUGGUGAAGUAAAAUGUAUUUUAUUAUGUUUUUAUAUUUUUGGCAAUAAAGUGUUGUGAAAUUGUGACCAGCGCGCAAUAAACAAUUUAAUAGUUGUUUUUCUUUAUGACUAGGUAAAUGGAAAUUGUACAAUAGGAUAUAUACCGAAAUUGUUGUGCCUCGUGACUUUACCAAAAGUGCAAUAACGAAUAAAAAUACUACCAUAUAACGCUUAUAAAAAAUGUGAACUAACUUAUUUUGAAUUAACAUUUUGUGAGUACGAUACUACUUGUACAACAAUAUUAAAAUACUUGUCUACCUAAUAAAUCUAUAGACCUUAUUAUACAUUAUUUAAAUGACUCGUGUAUUUAGCAGACUCUGACUAAACUUUGGUACGAUUUUUAGGUAUGAUUGUAAAAAUAAUGAAUGUUAAAAUAAGUAAAGAAAGUUCUCAACGACAAGUUCGCUCACGGGUUUUAGGAUUUAAUGUAAAAAUCAAGUGUUGUUAAUUCUUUAACAUCGAAUAUUAUACGUCUUCUUUAAAAUCGUUCGCACAAAGUUAAUUUUGUAACUCGACGCACACCUUGUGUAUUCAACUAUAUGCGAAUAUUCUUAAAAUCCUUCAGAAGAGAACGUGAAUAAUGGAUAACUAUGUUUUGAGAAUAAAAAAGUUCUCUGCAGUGGCCUCAUGAGCUGCUGACUAUAUAGAAUUGAGACCGCAAUAUUACAAAAAAUAUCAGGAAUAUAGGAUAUUAAGAAUGUUCCUUCAGUCCUUAAUCUAUAGGUACAUCCGGAAGGUAGGCGUAGUUUGUGCUCAAAGAACUCUGGUCUCACUCUUCCGUAUUAAAAGGGAUAGAGAAGGAACACACGCUAAAUUUACCUUUCCGAAAUCAGUUGUGAUAUUCCUAGUCUCAUUAGUUGUAAUAUAAUGUUAAUUUUAAUACAUUAAUUUCCUUUAGAUGUUACAAAGUGCAAAUAAUUAUGUAUUUUCAAACUUAUUGUUGUUGGUCCGGCAUUUCAUUAUGUACAUGUGCACGUAAAUAAAGACUUGAUAGUUCUAAGACUUUAAAAAUAUGUAUUGUACAUUGUAAGAUAUUAAAUAAUUUGAUUACAA
Messenger RNA from Leguminivora glycinivorella, 5696 nucleotides. It is a transcript of the gene GABA-B-R2, whose product is annotated as gamma-aminobutyric acid type B receptor subunit 2. Bases 136 to 4122 code for a protein of 1328 amino acids. Gene Ontology annotation, cellular component: G protein-coupled receptor heterodimeric complex; membrane. The transcript is spliced from 30 exons. Lineage: Eukaryota; Metazoa; Arthropoda; Insecta; Lepidoptera; Tortricidae. The record is from RefSeq and is a predicted model, not a curated record. Gene Ontology annotation, biological process: G protein-coupled receptor signaling pathway; gamma-aminobutyric acid signaling pathway. Gene Ontology annotation, molecular function: G protein-coupled GABA receptor activity.